AUGCUUAUUUGUACGUGCAUUCUAGUUACUGAUUUUGUAGGUGCUUGUUCGAUGACCAGCGAAGGUGACUGCCCAAUUGAAUUGUGGGUUCGCGCUGGAUGCGAUGGCGUCCGUUUGGGUGGCUGUCCACUCUGUCAUCAGGUUUUCAUGACCUUGCUGAUCAAAGGCCAGGAUCAUCGGAUUAGUUUCAAGGUCAAGACCACAAACCCGUAUAAAGCGCAGCCGGAAUUCCGUGCUUUGGGAUUUAGGCACGUGCCGGCGUUUGUUCACGACGACGUUUUGAUCGAUCAGCCGGACGAAAUAUUGGAGUACAUCGAUAAGAUAUUGCCUGUCCCGGACCUUCAGUAUCAUAAUUCUGAAGCCGAUUCGGCCGUAAAAGACUUGUUUUCGAAGUUUUGCUUCUACAUCAAAUCUCUCAGUAAAGACCCUGCUCACUUGGAAGCGGGUUUGAGAAAGCUCGACGAGUUUUUGGAAAAGAACAAUACUACUUACCUUUGCGGUCCGAACGUUACGCACUUGGAUUGCCAAAUUUUACCAAAAUUACAUCAGAUGCGUAUCGUACUUAAGUACAUAAAGAACUACGAAAUGCCAUCAUCGCUUAGAAGCCUAUGGAAGUAUCUGGAAGCAGGUUAUAAUAUCGAAGCAUUCAGACUGUCGUGCCCUUGUGAUGAAGAAAUUAUUUUGCACUGGGUCGAUCGACCGGAAGUACCUAACGUUUCGAGCUCCGAGUACAAGCGGUUGUCGAGAGGUACAACGACGUAUUCUUUCCACUUAUCUGCCUAG
This is a messenger RNA of Soboliphyme baturini, 783 nucleotides long. The record is from the annotation of a GenBank genome assembly. Lineage: Eukaryota; Metazoa; Nematoda; Enoplea; Dioctophymatida; Soboliphymatidae.